CGGGGCUUUGUGCGCCUGCGCGCGCGUGUCCGGGCUUCUUGCCGGCGUGCGGGCGCGCGCAUGGAGGGGGCGGGGCGGCGGCGACGGGGGCCCGAGGCCUCGGAGCAGCUGGGAGCCGCCGGGGACGCGAAACGAGUAUGCAGACAUUUGGAAAGCGCGGCCGCCGAGGACCGUCCCGUGGAGUUGUGGGGCCCGGAGCGCCAGUCGCCGCUCCCCGGCUUCGGCCGGGAAGCCGCUCCAGGAAAUCCGCCCGGGAAGCCAAACGCGAUGACGUUUCCAAGCCAGGGAAGGCGGCCUGGCCACCCUUGCCUACGCUGUCUCGCCGGAGAAUCCGGUCAUUUUAACCACACGUCCAACUAGGAGACGCGAGAGGGACCAGGAUGGACGCUCGGACCGCGAUCCGCCCACGACGGAAUACCCGGAGAGAGUCCCGAGGGGCCGGUACGGUCCUCCUCGGCGCGGCCGGAUGGGACUUUCCGCAGAUCCGUUCCGUCGCAGACCCACCCUCCGCCUUCGCUUUUAAGACCCUCCCCCCCGAGAGAAACCAUUUUCAGGGGCUGGUAUUUCCAGUCGUCGUUCGUAGCAGCAGGUGACGACUUGGUGAAUCAGGCGUCUUUUUAAUAAGAAUUUCGAGCAGCAUUACAACUUCCUGGAAGAUAGUACUGAACUCGUCUGAAAGGCAUUAUAAAUUUCGGCCUCAAGACCGAGAGAAGACAUAUUUUUAUACUCUCAGAUAGUUUUCUAGGAAAUACUGGCGUGUGCACACCACGUGUAUAUUUUUAAUAAAAAUCACCGAUGACA
Messenger RNA from Ornithorhynchus anatinus (platypus), 801 nucleotides. RefSeq names its product chromosome 3 C10orf143 homolog (gene C3H10orf143). The coding region runs from base 61 to 360 and encodes 99 amino acids. The transcript has 4 exons. The record is from RefSeq and is a predicted model, not a curated record. Lineage: Eukaryota; Metazoa; Chordata; Mammalia; Monotremata; Ornithorhynchidae.